AUGCGAUCCCGGGGAGCGUGCGCCCGGGCCCGCGAGGGGUCGAGGGAGCUCGAGACCCGCUGCGCGGCGGACCCAAGGGAGCCACGUCCAGCGACUCGGGUCGUGGUCAGGGUCGGGGCUUUCGGACUCGAGCAGUGGGGGUCAAAAUGGUCUGGAGCGGAGGGCUGCGCGCCCCGAGUCCAGACCAGGGGCCUGGGCACAGCUGCGCCUUCUCUGGCUGCGGGGCCGGGGGAUCGCGCCCAGGACCCUUUUCCACCAAGCGGCUUCGCAGCGGGAGCGGUGGAAAUGUGUCCUGCUAAUGAGACGGCGAGCCGGGGGCGGAGAGUGGUGACUGUUCCCGAGCCGAGCGUCUGCAAUCCCCUCGCGCACCUUGGCGAGCUCGUUUUGUACCAGAGCAGAGCCGGGGUCAGCGCCCUGAGCCAGGGGUCACCGCGAGGGGGAACGUGCUGCAGAAGGGAGCAGCAGCGCCGCUUUGGGGGUGCUGGGGAAAAAGUGCGUGCUGAAACCCGAGACGUCAAUUGGCAACGGAAAGCAAAGACUAGAAGUUUCCUCAUCUGGAUGCUCAGCAAGUUGGAUUCCCCAAGCACAAGCCCAGUGGCCUACCUGGAAGAAGCCGGGCAGCCGGAGGGACACAGGUCUGCAGCAGAGCCUGCUCAGAGGCCCUCGGAGAUGGCACAGGGAACAAAGGCAGAGAUUCUGAGAAAACCAAGGGAGAAGGCGGCGGAGUGAUUGGCAGAGAGUUCCGCUUCAUCGUCCUGGGCAGCGCCUGCCUGGCCCUCCCUUAUCUUUGCUCAGUCUCCUCCUAUGUGGCUUGGCCCCCUCCCUGGUUCACUUUAGCUCUGGGUGACACAUUUUCUGCAAGAUGGGUUUCACUGAUGAAUUUACUGUCCAGCAGGAUGGAGACAGAAAGGAAAUGAAACCACAUUACGAAUUUCCAUGGGAAGUGGCAGACCCUCCCGCUCCCCAUAAGGGACCCCACCCUUAAAGAUGGGAGGUGAGAGGUGUCAAAGACAAGGCUCCCUCAUCCAUUCAGCCGUCACAGCACUGGGCUGGACCCUGAGGAUGCCAGGUCCAGUGAGGACGCCCCGUGUGCACACAUGGGGUCUAUGGGUCAUAUUUCUGUGAGUUUCCUGCCCUGGAUGGCAUCCUUUAGUCAGACACAGACGUGCGGUGACCCCGUACCUGCCCUGUGUCCUGGGGGAAAAGCAGCUGUCUAUUCCCCCAUGUUUACCCUGGCCCCACGCUGCUCUUACCCCUUCCUCUUUGACAGGAAAUUGACUAGUUUUUGGUGACAUUCAUCUGUGUUUUUCUUCUUUUGAAGGAUUUGGAGGGGAGCCAAAUAGAAUGAGAGGCUGUAUUUAAAUAGGAAUAACGGGAAAGCAGGAGGUUGAGUGGAUUGAGACAAAAGGGAGGAGCUGGGCUCCCCCACACAACAGGUAAUAGUUAAAUCAACGCUGCCACGGUUGCCAUGUGGGAAGCCUGUGUUUUCCUGCAUGGCAGAAGCUGGCAAGAAACUGAAACCAGGCUGGGGCAAGUGAGCAGCCACAAAUGAAGACCGGAGGAAGGAAGUGGACAGGACUGGCUGUACUUCACUAGGCGGGCAUGUCGUUUUGUCAGGUUGGUGGGAUACUGGGGAUUUAACCCACGAUCUUCACACUAAACUACAUCAUCAGUCCCUGUUUACUUGUUAUUUUUGGCCUUACUAAGUCAUCGAGUUACCCAGGCUGGACUGGAAUUACAAUAUAUCUGCCUCAGCCUCCCAGAGUGCUGGUGUUGCAGGUGUGUUACCACCACCAUGCCUGUAAGGUUUUCACUGCUGUGCUUUCAAAGAAAAGUUAUUCCUUUCUUUCCCUUUUCCUUCCCUUUCUGACCAGUUUUGUCUAGAAGUUACUCCAAGGAGCUGAGCAAGAGGUGUCUCGGAGGGAGUCUCAGUGGUUUGGUGGGAGGCACCAGAACACUAGGGGGUGAGGUUGGCAUCAGCUCUGCAUGGGACUCCAGGGCAGGAGGGUGUCUGUAUUUGGGGCAGGGCUCUGUCAGGAAAAUGGGCUACUUAGAGUGGGAACAAUCAAAUAAUACAACAAGGAACAUAGAGGUAGCAUGUCCUAGCCAAGAAGAAAGUUUCGUUAUAUGGAAAAUAAAAACACCAGAAUAACCAUUGUUGGAAUAGAACUGAAAUAGUUAUGGCGAGCUUAUGUCUUUUAUAGAUGGACAAAGACAUGUACACAUACACACAAUUACAUAGCAGUGUCCAUGGGGAGGACCAUAGGGAGGGACUGGGACAUCCCUACAAAAAUGUGCCCACAUUUGGUUUUCCAAUACUGUUUUCCUUUGAAAGUAUCUGGGGCUUCUUGGAGAAAUAGAUGAUUCUAGGUCUGGGAGAGAAAUAGACAAAGGUACCUGGAACCUCUUAUCUCAGAAAGUAAAGAAUCUCUUAAUUGAAUGAUGAAUGCUUGUCCAGAGGACACUGGCCAGCUAAAGAGUUGUCCACUGGCCAUGUUAGACUAUUCAACCACUAAAAUAUGUAUUGAUAUGUAGUUUAAUAUAUGUAUUUUCAGCCUAAAGAAUAAAGUGAAAAGCUGUGAAUUCUGCUGACUUAAAACUGUAAUAAAUGAGUAUGUUGAAA
This is a messenger RNA of Cavia porcellus (domestic guinea pig), 2623 nucleotides long. RefSeq lists its product as uncharacterized. NCBI's taxonomy places the organism in Eukaryota, Metazoa, Chordata, Mammalia, Rodentia, Caviidae. The transcript is spliced from 3 exons. The coding region runs from base 1 to 729 and encodes 242 amino acids. The record is from RefSeq and is a predicted model, not a curated record.